CUGGUACUAACUCGUUUGAGUAAAUGUGAAGCUCCAGUUCAAUUACUUGUAUUCAGAGUCUUUCUUAUUAUAUAAAUAAGUACUACGUGUUAAGACACUACAAUGGCGACGAGGAUGAUUACCUGCAGUGUGCAUCACGAAUACAGAUGGAGCUCGUAGGAAGAGAGGAAGAUUUUGACCCUGUAGCACAACAGCUAGCAAGCAGUGAAGACGAGGGAAGAGCUGACGAGAACGAGGCGGCAGAUCAAAGACCCGUGGAGCCGGAAGUAAAGAGUAUGGCAAGCAUCGGGAAAGUAGAUGUGUUUGAUGACACGCAAUUAAAACUGGGCAACUUACAUUGAACGACUGGAACAGUACUUCAUUGCAAACGACACUGCUGAUAACAAGAGAGUACCAGCGUUGUUGAGUUUAAUUGGCCCAAAAAGUACAGUUUGCUAAGAGAUCUGACUGCCCCUUUGAAGCCCUCAAAUAAAACAUUCACAGGGACACGGUGGCAACCAGCGUUUCCCUGGCGAUCGUCCGUUUCCAUGACCUCUUGGGCCAGUUGGACAACCAGUACAGCCGCUUCGCCCUGGAGAACAACUUCCUGUUGCAACACAAUGUACGCAAGAUUAAACGCAAACUGCAGGACCACUUUCAGGAGGACCCUUUGCAAAUGGCCAUGACUAUAUGUAAAUGUCUGAAAGAGGAGAAGAAAAUCCUGGCCUGUGCCUUAAAAAAAGAGGAAAACGUUCAGUCCACACAAAACAAUGUGGUGUUGGAGAAACAGAAAGAGUUGGACAACAAUGUCAAAGACCUGAGGAACCAAGUACAGGAUGUAGAGCGGGAAAUUAAGUCACUGGAGGACCUACAGGAUGAACAUGACUUUAAGAAGAAGACCCUGCAGAGCCGAGUGGAACAAGAGGUGAAUGGGAUGACACAGUCACCGGUGGUACAGAAAGAGAUCCGUGAAGAGGAGAAGGUCAUCAGAGAGAUGUUCAUCAAACUCAACAUAACCAGAGAGGUGGUGGUGCAUCAGAUAGCUUACAUCCUGAACUUGGCCGAGCAGAUCCAGUACACCCUGGUGACGGAGGAGAUACCUGAGUGGAAGCACAGACAGCAGAUUGCGUGUAUCGGUGGUCCACCUAAUGCCUGUCUAGAUCAGCUACAAACCUGGUUCACUGCGGUGGCAGGGGGCUUACAGCAGGUACGCCAGCAGCUGAAGAAGCUUCAGGAGCUGGAACAGAAGUACACAUACGAGAACGACCCCAUCACUCAGGGCAAAAGCACUCUGGAGGAACGCGCUCUCGUCCUGUUCAAGACCCUCAUUGUCAAUUCUAUCGUGGUGGAGAGACAGCCCUGUAUGCCCACUUUCCCCCAAAGACCUCUGGUGCUGAAGACUGGGGUGCAGUUCACUGUCAAAAUCAGACUGCUGGUGAAGCUUCAGGAGUUGAACUACCAGUUCAAAGUCAAAGCUCUGUUUGACAAGGAUGUGACUGAGAGGAAUGCAGUGAGAGGGUUCCGGAAAUUCAACAUCUUUGGAACUAAUACUAAAGUUAUGAACAUGGAAGAGUCCAAUGGAAGCUUGGCAGCAGAAUUCAGACACCUGCAACUAAAGGAGCAAAAGGCUACAGGCAACAGAACAAACGACGGUCCUCUCAUAGUGACAGAGGAGCUCCACUCCAUCAGCUUUGAGACACAACUCACUCAGCCAGGACUCCAGGUCAACCUGGAGACGACGUCCCUGCCCAUUGUGGUCAUCUCCAACAUUAGCCAGCUGCCCAGCGCCUGGGCCUCUGUCAUGUGGUACAACAUGCUGACCAGUGAGUCCAAGAAUCUGCCGUUCUUCCUGAGCCCGCCCCAGGCCACCUGGAGCCAGUUGUCGAAGGUGCUGAGUUGGCAGUUCUCCUCCGUAACCAAGCGAGGCCUCAACGACGAGCAGCUGAGCAUGCUGAGAGACAAGCUCCUGGGUCGAGAGGCUGUAGGAAAUCCUAAUGGGCUCAUCCCCUGGACCAUGUUCUGCAAGAAUGUGAACGAGAAGGGCUUUCCCUUCUGGCUGUGGAUCGAUGGAAUCCUGGACCUGAUCAAGAGACACCUCCUGUUUUUGUGGAAUGACGGGUGUAUCAUGGGAUUUGUCAGUAAGGAGAGAGAGAAGGCCCUGCUGAAGGACAUGGAGCCUGGGACUUUCCUGCUGCGUUUCAGCGAGAGCAGCCGGGAGGGAGCCGUUACCUUUACCUGGGUGGAGCACUCCAAUGGCGAUGUCCAUUUCCACACGGUGGAGCCCUACACUAAGAAGGAGCUGGCCGCCGUCUCUUUCCCUGACAUCCUCCACAACUACAAGGUGAUGGCUGCCGAGAACAUCCCUGAGAACCCUCUGCUCUACCUCUACCCCAGGAUCCCCAAAGACAGCGCCUUAGCACGCUACUACAGCCGCCCCACAGAAGCCGCUGAGCCAAUGGAGUUGGAGAGUGAGUCUGAUGCUGGCUACAUUAAGAGGGAGCUUAUCUCUGUGUCUGAAUUCCACUCCAGACUACAGGACACCAUGAUGCCCAUGAGUGCUGAAGUGUACGGAGAGCUGACCAGGAUUAUUAACCCCGCUAUGAUUGAUACUGUGAUGUGCAAAGCUUUCCCAAACUAACCUGCCCUCUUCAGGCAGCGCCCCGUGGAAAACUUGUUACCCCUCUGCACCGAACUGAUCUGAAGAUGUUGAUUAAAUUGAAGAGAUUUGUUGGGUUUCCUUUGUAAAUACAACUAAAACUGUAUACAUAUGUAGUCUGUCGUUUUAAUGUACAUGCAUGAGAUUUUGGGGCUUCAAGUCCAGCUAUUAAGGAAUGUCAUUCUGUGUGACAGUAUAAUAUUUUGUGAAUGCAUAUGUAGUGUGAAAUGGUUAAGCUGUUAUACAGUGAGCUUCAAAAUUAUUGGGACAUUUGACACAUUUGUUGUUUUAGCUCUGUACUCCAGCACCAUGGGUUUGAAAUGAUACAAUGAGAUUAAAGUGUAGUCUGUCAGCUUUUAAUUUGAGGGUAUUUUCAUACAUAGAGGGAACCGUUUAGAAAUUACAGCUCUUUUUGCACAUAGUCCCUUAAUUUUAGGGGACCAAAAGUUAAUGUGACAAAUUUGGUCCCAUAAUCCGAGCACGCAAUGAUUCCAAGCUUGUCACUCCUCACACUUGUAUGCAUUUGCUGUUUGUUUUUGUUGUUCGAUAAUUUUGUGCCCAAUAGAAAUGGAUGGUAAAUGUUUGGACUUCACUGUUUAAUUUAAGGACAAGAAGAGGGCUCACACAUGCCUGAAUAGCUUUGAUUUAUUUAACCUUGUUUAUUAAAAUAAAUGUGUAUAUAUUCCAAUGUCAGGAGCAAUCGCACAUCUGCACAUCAACUAUGCCCUAAAAUAUGAACAGAAAAGGACAUCCGUGUUUAGCAAUACAUUCAGAACUGUCUUUAGUUGGAACUUUAGACUGGUCUGCAACUAUUGGUGACACCUGACUUGAACCAUCUGUCCAUAUGACCUACAGGGGUUCAAACUCCGGUCUUCUGCAAGCCACAAUAUUGUGUUCGCCCUCUGAGCUAAAGCCUAGGCAGCUGACAAGUUCAGGUCACAGGCAAGGUUACCUUUCACUGAAUCAACAAUAGCAAAACCAAAGUCUGAUUUUGAGACCUUUCCCUGUAUGUCACGGAUACGACAGUGUUAUGGAGGUGAUUGAUUGGAGGGUUCAGGUCUUGUGUUUCCCGGACUACUGGGAGUGGUGAAGGAGGUUGAGUUUCUGUGGCAACGUGUUCCGUUAUCAUUCUUUGGCUUUCAUUUGAACAUUUUUCUAUACACAAUGUCACCGUCUCAGACAGAUCUGGGGAGUUGCUGAAAACCGGCCACGUUGCCUUACAGAGACCAACAAGUAGUGGUAGAGAUGUUAUGUACAUAGAGGACAGGGAUUUCCAAUCCACUUGAUUUUCCAUCUGUGUAUUCGUUAUCUGGAUUAGAACGUUGCGUAAGGUUAUUCCCCAUUGUGUCAAUGAAGCUGUUCUUUAUGCUACAUCAGUCUUAUGAGGAAAACAAAUACUACCACUGUUGUUCAUUUAUAAUUUGAUCUAUUGUACAGUAUUGCUUCAUGCGGUCUUAACAUUCACGUUAACAUUAAUUUAAAAAAUAAAUAAAAACAGGUUGUAAAUUGA
Molecule: messenger RNA, 4145 nt
Organism: Oncorhynchus masou masou (cherry salmon)
Lineage: Eukaryota; Metazoa; Chordata; Actinopteri; Salmoniformes; Salmonidae
Product: signal transducer and activator of transcription 1-alpha/beta-like
Exons: 23
Coding region: 656-2617 (653 amino acids)
Biological process (GO): regulation of transcription by RNA polymerase II; type I interferon-mediated signaling pathway; defense response
Molecular function (GO): RNA polymerase II cis-regulatory region sequence-specific DNA binding; DNA-binding transcription factor activity, RNA polymerase II-specific
Source: RefSeq, a predicted model, not a curated record